Morone saxatilis (striped sea-bass) is the source of this 1602-nucleotide messenger RNA. Its product is annotated as cGMP-dependent protein kinase 1-like. The coding region runs from base 1 to 1587 and encodes 528 amino acids. The record is from RefSeq and is a predicted model, not a curated record. Gene Ontology annotation, molecular function: cGMP-dependent protein kinase activity; ATP binding. Gene Ontology annotation, biological process: protein phosphorylation. Lineage: Eukaryota; Metazoa; Chordata; Actinopteri; Moronidae. The transcript has 16 exons.
AUGGUCGCUGCAGUACGAACUCUGCCUCACACUGGGCACCAGUUCUACCAGGUGAGCUCUCCGGGAACCCCGACGCUUCCCAUCCGAAACAUCAGAGAGCUUCCUGAAGCAACAGCAGCGCUGACGGACAUCAAGCUGUGGGCGAUUGACCGACAGGGUUUCCAGACCAUCAUGAUGAGGACUGGUCUCAUCAAACACUCCCAGUACACUGACUUCCUCCGCAGCGUUCCCUCCUUCCAGUCGCUACCUGAGGACAUUCUCAGCAAACUGGCUGAUGUUUUGGAGGAGACUCAUUACAGCGACUCUGAUUAUAUUAUCCGUCAGGGAGCCUCCGGGGACACAUUCUUCAUCAUCAGCGAAGGACAGGUGAAAGUUUCUCAGCAGAACCCGGCCAACGACGAGCAGCUGACUGUGAAGUCUCUCUCUAAAGGGGACUGGUUUGGAGAGCAGGCUCUGAAAGGGGAGGACGUUCGCACAGCCAGCGUCACCGCCGUGGGAGACGUCACAUGUCUGGUCAUCGACAGGGAGUCGUUUAAACAGCUGAUCGAAGGACUCGACGGGGUCAACAACAAGCAGUACGACAGCAAUGAGGUCAAUGCAAAACUGCAGGCGGAGACAGAUUUCUUCUCCAGCGUGUCACUCAGUGAUUUCAACAUCAUCUGCACUCUGGGGAUGGGAGGCUUCAGUCGAGUGGAGCUGGUGCAGUUAAAGAAUGACGCCAGCCGAUCGUUUGCCCUCAAAGUGCUGAAGAAGCGUCACAUCCUGGACACCAGCCAGCAGGGCCACAUCCUGUCCGAGCGCCGCAUCAUGAUGGAGGCUCACAGUCCGUUCAUCAUCAGGUUGUAUCGAACUUUCAGAGACUCCAAAUAUCUCUAUAUGCUGCUGGAGGCUUGCCUUGGAGGAGAACUGUGGACGCUGCUGCGAGACAGGGGCUCGUUUGACGACGGCAUCACUCGGUUCUACACCGGCUGCGUCAUCGAGGCUCUGGCGUUCCUGCACUCCAGAGGAAUCAUCUACAGAGACCUCAAACCCGAGAACAUCAUCCUGGACCACCGAGGAUACGCCAAGCUGGUGGACUUUGGCUUUGCUAAGAAGGUGGGUCUGGGGAAGAAGACGUGGACGUUCUGUGGGACUCCGGAGUACGUCGCCCCUGAGAUCAUCCUGAACAAAGGCCACGACAGUUCAGCUGACUGCUGGUCGCUGGGAAUACUGGUGUUUGAGCUGCUCAGUGGCAGUCCUCCUUUUUCAGGCUCUGAUCCCAUGAAGACCUACAACAUCAUCCUGAGAGGCAUCGACAUGAUCGAGUUUCCCAAGAAGAUCACCAAGAGCGCCGCUAACCUCAUCAAACGACUGUGCAGGGACAACCCGUCGGAGCGGCUCGGAAACCAGAAGAACGGCGUGAAAGAUAUCCAGAAACACAAGUGGUUUGAGGGCUUCAACUGGGACGGCCUCCGGCAGGGAACCAUCGGCUCGCCGUUCACCCCCACGGUGAACGGACCGCUGGACAACAGCAACUUUGACUUUUUCCCAGAGGACGUAGACGACCCUCCUCCCGACGAAGAGUCUGGUUGGGACCUCGAGUUUUAGCAGGAAGCGAUUAAA